Molecule: messenger RNA, 462 nt
Organism: Rotaria sp. Silwood1
Lineage: Eukaryota; Metazoa; Rotifera; Eurotatoria; Philodinida; Philodinidae
Source: the annotation of a GenBank genome assembly
AUGAAACAAAAUUUAUUAUCUGUUAUGACAUGUAAUAUCCGUUUUGAUGUGCAAGAACAUGAUCCAAAUAAUCAUUUUACAAAACGAGUUUAUCGUUUAACAGAGACUAUUGAAAAAUGGCAACCAUCUAUUCUAAAACAAGAUUAUAUAUGGUUAUCAAAAACACCGGGUGUUAUUGAUAGUAAAGAUUGGGAUAGUUUAAGAGUACGAACAUUGAAUAUAGCAAGAUUGGAAUUAAUAAAUGAUGAUCAACAUGCAAAUAUUCUUGUUUUUAAUACUCAUUUGGACGUCACAAGUGAAGAAGCACGACGUGAACAAGCAAAUAUUGUUCGAACUACAAUUGAACAAUGGCAUAAUAAAUAUCCCAAGGCUGUUGUUCUUUUAUUUGAAGAUUUUUUUAAUUCGAUUCCGAAACAAACUUCAUAUAACACAUUAGCAUCUGGGUUUUUACAUGAUACUUGA